GAAAAAACUAGGUUCCAACUAGUCUUUUCUAAGUUUUUAAAGAAAAAAGCUAAACUUACGGCUAAAAUACAAGUUUUAGAUGUAAAUACAACUUGUAAAUUAUCGUUUAGUGUAAAUACCAUCAACCUUUAAUUUAAUUUAAUGUAACAGUAAUGUACAUCGAGUAUUAGUUACAGUUAAUGAUACAAGACACCUAACGAAAAAUAAAAUGAUGGACGGAAAUGAUUUAGUUACUGAAACUUCAAGAAGAGGUAUUAUUUCACAAGGUUGGACACGGAUUUCUCAGGUUUACCAAGGCACCUUAGAUAAAUGGACACCUCACACCAAAUUUCGAUGGGUUGGAAGUUUUGUACUGCUACUAUUGUUUAUGCUUAGAAUAUUCACAAAACAAGGGUGGUAUAUUGUCACUUACGCUCUGGGUAUUUAUCAUUUGAACUUGUUUAUUGCAUUCCUAACUCCGAAGAUUGAUCCUGCUAUGGACUUUGAUGGUGAUGAUGACAACGGUCCUGCAUUGCCAACCAGAGCUACUGAGGAAUUUAGACCAUUUAUUCGAAGAUUGCCAGAAUUUAAAUUUUGGCUCUCUGUUACCAAAAGCACAUUGGUAGCUUUUUGCUGUACAUUUAUUGAUGCUUUCAAUAUUCCAGUAUUUUGGCCAAUUUUAGUCAUGUAUUUUAUAACACUAUUCUGUAUUACCAUGAAGAGACAAAUCAAGCAUAUGAUCAAGUACCGGUAUUUACCAUUUACUCACAGCAAACCAAAGUACAAAACUGUUGAUUCCUCUGUGACUGUGAACUGACGACAUGAGAACCUUGAAGAGUCUUAGUUUAAUUAACUUAAAAACUGUUGUAUGCAAAUAUUUCUAGAAAUACAGUUUUUAUUGUAUGUUUCCUCAUGUUUAAGUUAUUUUUAUGAUAAUAUAUUAUGUUAAGUAAAUGAUUUAACUCAUGCAAACACGUUUUUUCAAAGUUGUUGCGGUACAGUAAAAAAGAAUGAUAAUAUAUUGUUAAAUGUCA
This is a messenger RNA of Trichoplusia ni (cabbage looper), 1013 nucleotides long. RefSeq names its product protein RER1. NCBI's taxonomy places the organism in Eukaryota, Metazoa, Arthropoda, Insecta, Lepidoptera, Noctuidae. Gene Ontology annotation, cellular component: Golgi membrane. The transcript is spliced from 5 exons. The coding region runs from base 209 to 796 and encodes 195 amino acids. Gene Ontology annotation, biological process: retrograde vesicle-mediated transport, Golgi to endoplasmic reticulum; protein retention in ER lumen. The record is from RefSeq and is a predicted model, not a curated record.